AUGUCCCACUCGCCCCAAAGCGGCAAGCCCUUGGAAGCAGCGCUGUCCGGCAGAGAGGCUGCACCCGGAAAUCGCGGAACCAGAACUCCGCCCAAAUCGGCCAGCAGCCCCCCGGCGGUGACAUCCCACAGAAGCAAAGCGAAUAGCCCGAGCCGAUCGUCUCCACCUGGCAGCCCGAGCCAGCCGAGCUUCUCGCGCCGCUUCCUUCGCAGCGCUGUCGGGAAGUUCAAGUCCGUCAAGACAAAUGCUCCCAGCACAGACGCCUCGACGCCGAAGCGGCAGGAACAACCCAAUGCGCCGGCGGUGGCGCACGUCCUGCCGGCAGCGUCGGCCACGUCCCUCUACGCGGCGAGCGACACCACGGCUGGAGUCGAGGCCACCGAAGGGAGGGACUCGACGGCCCCCACCACUGGAGCCACCGUCAGGGAUUCCCGAAUGCCGGCCUCUUCUGGGCGACCGCACACUUCGGCGUCGCCUAGAUCAUCCGUGGUACGUAGAGCGCCAGAACGCCACACGGGCUCGCCCGGCCACCGUGGCUCGCCCGAGGACCGCGCUGCAGAGCCGAACGUCGCCUCGGCUGGUCAGAAGUCGUCGAAGCAGGAGGCGGCACAGAGCGCUCCGGCGGCGUGGAAGUUCCCGCUGUCACCCGAGCACGUGUGCUGCCUUAUCGUCGUGAUUCUGGCAGCAAUCAUCACGGUGGCGUUCGCCGUCAUCUACUUAAAGAGCAGCCGGAACUCGACGGCCGCCGCAAUGAGGGCAGCGCCCGAGUUCGCCGGUGCUUGCGCUGACGAGGACGCCCCUGUGGGAUGCCGUAACGUUACCCUGUACAUGCUGGACGCAAUGAACCCCGACGCGCGACCGUGUGAAGACUUCUACGAGAGCGUAUGCGGAUGGUGGGGAGCGAAGAAUCCCGAUAGGAGGCCUUUCCUGGAGGAGCACGUGACCACCUUCAACCGUCGCGUCGCCGACGCACUCGCGAACAAGGCGAAUAUUCACUUUGAAAACUCUAGCGGCGAACGUACGGAGAGUCUCGAGACUCAAAUGGCGCUGUUCUACACCAGUUGUUUCAUGGCGUCCACCGGCCAAAGCGAGACGAGUAAUGCCACCGCCGUUCUCGAAGCGAUAGGCAUCGAGAUCCGGAAGUGGGAGAACGUCCCGACGUUCGCCGCUCUGCUCGAUCUAGCGGUCAGCACUACCCUGAAGAGCGGUCUCUCGUCCUUCGUUCGCAUAGAUUUCUCGGCAAAGCGGACACUCCACGUGGAUGUGGGACAGUCGUUAGCGUCGACGUUUUCUCGGAACUCUCAAAAGACCAGAAUGUUUGUAGCACGUGCUCUCCGCGAUCUCGGGGAAGAGUCAUUGCCAGCCUGGAUCAACCCUUCGACGCUCUUAACUAUCGACCAUGUCGUUGAUUACGAGCGAUCCAACGGCAACGACCAGACGUGGUCGGCACUCAAAGGUCCGGAGGAACUCAAGUAUAUCGCUCCUGAAAUCGACUGGAGAGACGCCUUGGAACGAGGCCUGCCUUCUAGGUUCAGGAGUGACGCUCCGCGUCAGAUGACGGUGCAGAUAAGAGCAGCGGGAAACAUACGAAACACCGUUGGUCGUCUGAGGCAACUACCGCUACGACAAGCCAGCCUGUACUUUCUACUCGUCUUGCUUGCGCAGGUGAUGAAGUACGCACCGUCCAUGGAAGAGCAGGCCUCGAGUUCUGUGGCCGAUGCGAGUUUGUCGAGCUGCUUGCGACUCACAGCGGCCAAAUUCGACCGGUUCUACCCGCUCUGGGUGGCGCGAACCUUCCAGAGAAAGGACGAGGUUGCGGGAGCCCUGGCGAUGUUCAAGGACGUAACGUCCACGCUUCGCAAUGACAGUCGGGUCAACGCGGGUGUCCUGAUAGACAGGCGCAGGCUGACCAAUGCGCGACUCGUCCUGUACGACGAGACAGGGAACGCCAGCCUGCCGACGGUGCCUCUGGUGGCGACUCUGGGCCCUCACUUCCUUCCCAACAUCGCCGCUGUAGCAGCUGCGAGAGUGGGCGAGGAGGAAACGGUCCCGGAAGAUUACUGGCUGCCACAGCUGCGAGGACACGUAGGCUACCGCGCCGACGCCAACUUUCUGGUCAGUUCGGCCUACCUGUCUGGAAGCAGCGUCUUCGCAUAUUUCUCCAUGGACCGCAAGAUUCAGACAAUGACACAAUACGCAACUCUGGGCACACUCAUCCUGCGCUCCAUUUUCGAUUCCGACGCCGGGUACUUUCCAACGUGGGCUCGCGGUUACAUCAACCGGUGCUUCGCCGCUUCGGCGUCGACGGUGCUGGGUCGACCGGUGGACCAGACGCAGGCCAAGAAAUUCAUGCGUACCCGUUGGUCAGCACAGCUCGCCUGGCUGCUCGAGACUAGGCGGCUCGCCGAGGAAGCCAGCCACGAAGAGGAAGCUGCUUCCGCUGCGUCCCAUAGAGUCACGAGGGACGCAGUCGACCGGAAGUUUGGUCUCGACAGGCUCUUCUUCCGCCUUCUGUGCUUUGUCCAGUGCGGCGAGCCGGACGGCAGGGAAGUGUGCAACGACAUGGCCAGAUGCGACCGGCGUUUUGCUGAAGCAUUCCGGUGUGACGCGGUUUCCGCAGAGUGGCCCGGCAGCUGCGACUGUUACGGCAUGAACCACUGCAAAACACACUUUCCAGUGAAUUGGGACGCCCACCCGAGUGUGGUUUGAAUUUCACUCGAAAUUUAUUUGGCGCCACAGUUUCAAGGAUUUGCAGUUACUCUGCUUAAUUGCAAAGAAACAUGCGCCCAUCAAGUAAAAUAAAAUACUUAGU
Molecule: messenger RNA, 2812 nt
Organism: Dermacentor andersoni
Lineage: Eukaryota; Metazoa; Arthropoda; Arachnida; Ixodida; Ixodidae
Biological process (GO): protein processing
Cellular component (GO): plasma membrane
Molecular function (GO): metalloendopeptidase activity
Source: RefSeq, a predicted model, not a curated record